AUCUUGAUCUUCACAAUGUUCAAUAGCAGGUCUUUUACCUACUGGAUAUCAAAUAUUAUAUAUCUUACAGACAUAUACUUGCAAUAGUUUUGUCACUCCACUAACGAAAUAGUCGGUGUUUGAGAUUUUUGUCUUUUAUUUUUUAUUAUUGCAUUUAUUUCAUUUAUUGUUAGACGAAUGAAUGGAAAUUACGGAUCUGAAAACAUUACUAAAAGAUACUUCUGAGAAAAGGAUCCACUUUCUAAGGUUUUGAAUGGCCGGAAAUGUUCAUUGUUUUCCGAUGUAAAAUAGACUGUAGAUUCAAAUGUGGAAAAUGAAACCAGUUAGUUUUAACAGGAUGCCCUUGAACUAGAAUCACACUGAUUUGGAGAUGAUGGGAAAACUCGGCAUUACUCUUCAUUUGCUAGUUAUUAUCUACAUUUUUGUACCUCAAUGUCCUAUUUGAACUACUAUAUUUGCUAAUUUUUGUGUAAUGGAAUACUUCAAUUGCGACCUGUAUGGAAACGAGCACUCGUGCCAGUCUAGCUGAUAUACAUUUUCAAGGAGUCUAAACAGGAUGUCUGGCAAGAAUGGUAAUGGCGAUGAAAAGAAAGAUCAUGCAGAGAAUGUUUGCAAAGAACCGGACAGUGGACGCACCUCCGAUGACCCCAAACCUGAGGACAGAAAAGGGAAAGGUAUCAUCUCCACAUCCUCAGGGAAGGAGGAAGGGCUGAAACAGAGGUUUGGAGGACUUCAAUUCAAGUUCCCGCCAAUCAGAACCAAGAUACGCAGUUACUUUGACUCUGCUGAUUGGGAAAAGGAUAAGGUAGGAGGAGCAGGAUUAAUUGACUUGCUUCCACCAAAAUUGCAGCCCUCACCACCAAGUCAGCCUCUUGGUGAAUCCCCUUUGAGUCAGAAAAGUGCUCAUGAAUCUCCCACAGAACGUGAAGGCGACGCUUCUCUCGAUGAUGCAACUCACCCCAAUCCCAGUCAGUAAAUCCGGGCAAAAGCCAUUCAUUUCAUUUCUACAAUGUCGACAACUGUUCUGAUAUCCAAAGGUGAAGGAGUGUUUUUUUCCAUGAGUAAGUACAGUUCGUGUUCGCUAUCAGAGGGAAUCGCUGCAGUUUUUCCUGUGGCUGAGAACUUGUGCUGCUCGGAUUGCCAGUGGGCCAGGUUUUUUUCUCCUAAAUUUU
Messenger RNA from Magnolia sinica, 1172 nucleotides. RefSeq lists its product as uncharacterized. The coding region runs from base 557 to 976 and encodes 139 amino acids. NCBI's taxonomy places the organism in Eukaryota, Viridiplantae, Streptophyta, Magnoliopsida, Magnoliales, Magnoliaceae. The transcript is spliced from 6 exons. The record is from RefSeq and is a predicted model, not a curated record.